This is a messenger RNA of Macrosiphum euphorbiae (potato aphid), 483 nucleotides long. NCBI's taxonomy places the organism in Eukaryota, Metazoa, Arthropoda, Insecta, Hemiptera, Aphididae. The record is from the annotation of a GenBank genome assembly.
AUGUGGCAUCAUGUUCAGGAAUUUGGCUUGCAAAAAAAAUACAGUGAAGACCCUGAAUUUGCAUUGCAAUUAAGAAUGUUACCAGCUUUAGCAUUUGUUCCUAAGGAUGAUGUAAUAAGUUCAUAUAGUGUUUUAAUUGAAAGUAAUUAUUAUACAGAAAAUGAAGAAAUAUUAGAACAAUUUUUAGACUAUUUCGAAAAUACCUGGUUAGGCAAAUUAGACAGACGAAGAAGACGAAAACAACCGAAAAUUGAAAUUGAAAUGUGGAACUGUUUUUUAAUAAUAGAACAAGAUAUAGCAACAACAAAUAAUUCCAUUGAAGGUUGGCAUAACUGUUUUACGUCAAUCUUAAGUGGAAAACAUCCAUCAAUAUGGCGUUUUAUUGAAGCUUUAAAGAAAGAAGAAAGCAUAAAUCGACUUAAAAUUGAGCAAUAUAUAUAUUAUCUACGUGGAAUAGCCUAUAAUUUUCAACUGCAAAUUUAA